Schistosoma mattheei is the source of this 1212-nucleotide messenger RNA. The record is from the annotation of a GenBank genome assembly. NCBI's taxonomy places the organism in Eukaryota, Metazoa, Platyhelminthes, Trematoda, Strigeidida, Schistosomatidae.
GUUGCUAUGGUUUCUACAGAUUAGGAUUCAUUGUUGUUGCGCUCACUCCGAAAAUUAUUAAAAACUUUCAGAGCUUGUUCCGUCUAAAUUAUGUUUUCUUUCAUAUGGAAUGAAAAGUUUUGGCUUCCGCACAACGUAACAUGGGAUUUAAUGAAAGAAAUAAAUUCAGCUGGUGUUUCACCAACUCUCACGAAAUCUAUGGACUGCUUUUAUGCUGUAGCUGUUCUUACAGCCAUUCGUUUAUUAUUUGAAAAAGAACUUUCGAAAACUCUUAAUUUGAGCGAUCGGUCGAUUGAAGCAUGGUUUCGAAAAAAGCGUAACUGCGAAAAGUUUCCAACGAUUGUGAAACUUGUAGAAUCUGAGUGGAAGUUAUGCUACUAUACUACCAUGUUUUUUGUACGGAUUAUUUGCGUUGCACGAUUCCUACUUCUGGAUGUGAGAGAUACGAUGAUGAAUUAUCCAUAUCAUGUCUUGACCCCAGAAAUUCAUUGGUAUUAUAUGGUACAGCUUGGAUACUACACAGCUUCAUUAUUAUGGAUUUUUUAUGAAGUCAAACGAUCGGAUUUCAAAGUUCUUCUUGGACAUCAUAUUUCAACGGUUUUAUUGUUGACAUUCUCAUAUAUAACAAAUUAUCAUCGAGUUGGUGCUGUUGUUCUCAUACUUCAUGAUAUUGCAGAUUGUUGGAUGGAAGCAGCUAAGAUAUGCAAAUAUGUCAAUAAACAAUUGGCCACUGAAGUGUUAUUUUAUAUUUUUGUACCCGUUUGGAUCGUUACACGAUUAACAUACUUUCCACUGUGGGUAAUUUGGGCAACUUUUAAAUUUAGCAUCUUUGUAAAUGGUCCAUAUCCAGCUGUUCUCAUUAUGGUUGGAUUUUUAUUAGUUUUACAAAUUUUGCAUAUUUAUUGGUUUUGCUUAAUUGUGAAAAUUGCAAUACAAGUCAAAUCAAAUGGACGUCUUGUUAAGGAUUGUCGUAGUGAAAGUGAACUCUCCGAUGAAUCCAAUCAAAUAACGAAAUUAAAUCCUAUUCAUGAAACAAAAUGUUACAAUAAUUAUCAUCAUACAAACCAACCUUCAUUGAAAAGUAAUGAUGUUAGUAUAAAUAAUAAUAGUAAUAUUACUACUACUAAUAAUAAUAAUAGUGAUAAUAACGUUAGUGAUAUUAUUAGCGAUGAUAAUAAAUUAAAUCAACGUUCUAAUCACUGUAUGCAGUAA